UAACCCCAUCCUUUUUACCGCGGUUUGGCGCGAAAAUCGUCCCCAAAACUCAACAAUCCCAAAUUAGGGUUUUCUCACAGUCCCGCUUCCUCGUCUCUCUCACCACACCAAUGUCGAAUCUCUCAGACCAGCUCCAACAAAUCAAAUCCCUAAUUUCUUCACCCACCAAAUCAAACAAGUCACUCGCUUACUCCACUCUGUCACACCUUCAACAACAGUCCUCCGAUGCUCUGAUUCAAACACUCGCGCUGAGCUCGCAGAGCCUUCUCCGUUGGAUCGUCGACGAUAUUCACGACGACGAUGAAGAAAUUGCGGCGCAGGCAUUGAAAUGUUUGGGUUUUAUGAUAUACCAUCCGGCCAUUGUUUCCGAAAUUUCAGUGGAGGAUGUGAAGUUGGUUUUGGAAUCAUUGGUUAAACUCAUUACAACUACGAAAAUUAAGUCGGUUUGUAAUUUAGGAGUGUGGUGCAUAUCUAUACAACAGCUGAGUGAACCACUUUUGGCUCCCCAUUUCCAUUCUCUUUUGCGCGCAGUAGUUCAUGCCAUUGACAAUCCCAUUGGUUCUCUGUCAACAACUUUUGAGGCUAUUCAGGCUGUCAUUAAGCUAGCUACUCUUUUAAGUGAGAGCAUGAGAGAGUUGUCUCAUAUAUGGGCACCUCCAAUAUAUAGAAGACUGCUUAGCUCUGAUAAGAGAGACAGGGAUAUGUCAGAAAGGUGUCUGUUGAAGAUUAGAUCCACAAUCAUACCCCCUCCAAUAGAUCUCUCCAAGGUACUUGUCAGAGAUUUAAAGACAAAGUUGCUCACUAUGAUGCACGAUAUGCUAACCAGUGGUAUGAAGGUUCAAACUAUUCAAGCAUGGGGAUGGUAUAUCCGCUUACUAGGGUCUCAUGCCUUGAAGAACAGACAUUUAAUUAAUGAUAUGCUGAAAAUUCCCGAGAAAACAUUUUCAGAUCACGACUCACAAGUUCAGAUUGCUUCCCAGGUUGCCUGGGAAGGUCUUAUUGAUGCUCUUAUUCACCCUCCAAUGAUAUUACCGUGUGCAACAAAUGCUGCAAAAGAGGAUGAUGGUACGCAAAAAAAGGGAACACAUAAAGGAAACAGUGGUGACACCCAAAACACUGGAUCUUUGAAAAGCGUAAGGCUGAUCAUGACACCACUGAUAGGCAUCAUGUUGAGUAACUGUGAUGUAUCUGUCCACAUGGCUUGCUUGAACACAUGGUGCUAUCUAUUACAUAGACUUGAUACCUCUCUGAAUGAUUCUUCAAUGAUCAACCUGGUAGUAGACCCUAUCUUUGAAGCAGCUUUUCAACUUGAUCCUGAUGGUAAGAGCUUCUGGGCUAGGGAUCUGUGCAUUAAUUUGCUUGAUGAUUUUAUAUCAGCAAAAUGUAAACCUCAAGGCUAUGAACCACGUAACCAGGUAAGCCAGCAGUUAUCAGCCAAAACCUCUAUGAAUGCUCCCAUUAUAUCUGGCAGUUGCUCAUGGAAGCAGUAUCCUAUUAAAUGGUUGCCAUGGGAUUUAAGUCUGUUGGACUUUCAUUUAAAGAUGAUCUACAGUCUCAUCCGUCAACCAUCAAGGCAAACUGUCUGCCAUGAUAACAGGGAUGCUCCCUUAAGGUUAUUUAGAGCUGUUUUGAAAGGAGUUGAACAGGAGUUCAAGAGGUCGUCCAUCGAUUAUGAUGAUAUUAUGUUGUGUUUGAAUGCAGUAUUGAAGUUCUUAAGAAAUAUGUGUGAAGAACUAAGUCUGGAUGGUAGUGACAGAAAUGGCUUGCAUCAUCUAUCACUUCAGUAUAUGGAGGCUGUCAGCGAGGUGAUAGAACCUACUCUAAUGGGAUCCCCUCUUUACAGGGUGGCAUUGAACAUCAAGUAUAUUGAAAACCUGCAAAUGAUUCCUGACGUUGGAUAUGAAAAAUCAGGUGUCUGCUCUAUUGGUUAUAUGGAACUUGUUUCGCCAAUGGUUUAUUUAAGCGUACUUUAUUUCACUGUGGUGGUUCGGUCAACUUUUAGUACGUCCAAAGCUGACUACAUUCUGCAGGGAAUGCAGCAAUAUUUUAAAUUUAUGUUAUCAUCUUUUGGUCCCCUGGAAAGUCUCGUUAUCACAACUGAAUUAUUGUACAAGCACACAGGGCCAGGCUGCUUAACGAUGUGGAUAGCAAUAGCAGAAAGUCUGAAAAACUACAUAAAUGAUGUGAAGGAUCUUUCAUUGUUCAAAAUGGACUCUGAGAGUAAGGGUUGUUAUGCCAUGAGCCAUCUAAUGUCCUAUCCACUGCUUGUAUGCUCCUGCGCCCAGAAAGACAUUAUGUCAGCAAUGAGUGGAUGUCCCUUAGAAACCCCUUCUUCUCCAUGGAUGAAUACUGAGCUUGAACAAGUUAUCACAUUAUGGAAGUCCCUCUAUGGUUCUAUCUGUACCUCACUGUCUGGGUGUAUCAUUGUUGGCAGUUUCUCUGAGGCUCUAGUUUCUGUAUUGGACAGGUGCCUUGACAAGUAUACUAGCAUGCUUACAUGUACUAACGAGCUUCACUUAAACUUCAAGGAUUUGGAUCUUCAUCUCAUUUCCUUAUAUGGUGAUGCUUUUAUGUGUAUUCUGAAAAAUUCCAGUUCUUCAGAAUCAAGUUCCGAUGGAAAUACCAAGCAUUACUAUGAUUACAAGAUCACUAGUGGCAUUAAAGGCUGCUUGACUUUGGCCAUUAGAUAUAUGAAGCUGUUGCAGACAAAGAUAGGAACAGACGCACCAAUUGGUCUUCCUAUGUUCUCUAGUUGCAGGUUAUGUUCUGCAUUGGCACUCUUCAUCAGGUCCCUUCACUUGAAGCAAGAUAUUGUUUCCUUCUUUGAGAUGAUAUCAUGUCCACUGCUUGAGUGGCUGGGAUACAUGGAAAUGCAAGAUGAGGGCACCAGUGAUCAAUUUGAACUCCUAUGGACCGAAAUGCUUAAUUGUUUAAGACGAAGUCAGCCUCCAAUAGUCUUUGAUUCUGCAUUUCUCAAACUCCAGGCCUCUAUCCUUGAGAAAACUCUUGAUCACUCAAAACUGUCCAUUUCAGAGCCAACCAUCACCUUUUGGAACUCCAUAUAUGGCGAACAGAUCAACUUGGAUUACCCUCAGACCUUGCUCCAUGUCCUGGACAAGCUCUGGAGACAGGGAAGAAUAAACCUCCACAAGAGAAGCCUACCUCUUCAAAGAUGUCAAUCUAAAUCGGAAGCCAUCACUGCUCCACCGAGAUUCACGGUCAAUACAGCACACAAUAGAGGCUCUAAAAGAGUAGAACUAGUAGAGAAUACCAGAGACACUAAGCAGAAGGAAAUGCCACAUUUGAGUUUGAAAAGGAAGAGGUCGGAACUCACUGAGCAUCAGAAGGAAGUGAGACGAGCACAACGAGGAAGGGGAAGGGAUUGUGGCGGACACGGCAUUGGUAUCCAGACUUACACAACACUCGACUUUUCACAAGGGAAUGAGGACUCACAGGGGAAUGAGGAUUUGCAAGACAGCGAAGAUAUCCGGAAUCCAGAAUGCAUUUUGCAGAUGUUGAGGAACAGAUAGUUGACUCUCCAAGAUGAACUUAUGAGGAACCGUGUAGCUUCUUUCAUGACGGUUUCCUGCAGGCCUCUUUUUCAUUAGUUAAGUUGCCCUGUUUGAUAUCACUCUAGCUAAGCCUGAAUCCCAAAUGUUUGGGAUGGGCAUGUUGUAUAUAACCACGUGUUGUAUGUACAUAACUCAUUUAUAGCAAUAUUUGUCCUUUUUCC
Molecule: messenger RNA, 3733 nt
Organism: Rosa chinensis
Lineage: Eukaryota; Viridiplantae; Streptophyta; Magnoliopsida; Rosales; Rosaceae
Product: telomere-associated protein RIF1
Exons: 10
Coding region: 111-3530 (1139 amino acids)
Biological process (GO): telomere maintenance
Cellular component (GO): nucleus
Source: RefSeq, a predicted model, not a curated record